GUGUGCGCCACGGCCGACGCGCUGCUGCUGCCGGUGUGUGCCGCCGCGCGUUGCCCUGCGGACCCAGAGGAGCGCCACGACGAGGCGGGCGCCAUGACGGCGGAGCUCUCGGCGCGCUACGCCGCGGAGCUGGGGCUGCCGAAGAGCUGGGUGCUGCAGCAGGUGGUCGUCUGGAGCCAGUCCUGCAGCUUCCUGACGGCAGGCCGCUUCCGCUGGUGGGUCCGCGACAAGGCCAACAGGGAGUUCGCCCGGCAGGGGAAGAAGCUCAACCCGACCGCCAAGGAGACUUCGAUGACCUUGAUCAGGGCCUUGAUGAGCUUCCUCCCGAGGCCAGCGAGGAAGCCACGCGUCAGUGGCGACUCCGCCAGCUGCAGAAGAGCACCGUCAUCACGAAGACGGAACUGAUGGCCCUGGCCUACAUCGAGCUCCGGUGGCUGGGCCAGCUGGACAAGCCUCCGCUGCCCCACCCUGACUCCAUGCAGGGGUGGUUCCAGGGCCAGGGCCUGAUCUUCGAGCACCGGUCGGGGCACUUCGACCACCACCUCAGAGACGCCGAGUCCCGUCCCAGCUUCCCCUCGCGAGUCGACGCGCGCUGGAGGUGGGAGACCACGCUGGACUUGGACCCUGUCCUCGACCUGAUUCGGGUGGCGGGGGACGGCGAGGAAUUCGGCAUCGAGGAGGGGGAGGAGGUCGCGGCCGUAGAGUCCGAGGAGGACGAGGACGCCAGGGAGGAGUGCGACGAGGGCGCCGAGCACGAGGGUGAGUGCUCUGGUGCUGCCGCCGCGAGCGGAGCCGGUGCCAGGCGCAGGCUUGUGGCCGAUCGCAAGGGCAAGGUUAAGCGCAAGGCGGAUGCCAAGCGCAGGGCGGAGCCCGAGCCCAACGCGGAGCCCAAGCGCAACGCGGAGGCCGAGCGCAAGGCAGAGCCCGAGCCCGCGGCGGAGGCCGAGCGCAAGGCGGAGGCCGAGCACAAGGCAGAGGCCGAGCCCAUGGCGCAGGCCGUGCGCAAGGCGGAGCCCAAGCGUAAGGCUCACGUCGAGCGCAAGGCGGAGCCCAAGCGCAAGGCGCAUGUCGAGCGCAAGGCGGAGGCCAAGCGCAAGGCGGGCACCGAGCAGAAGGCAGAUGCCGAGCGCAAAGUGGAUGCCGAGCGAAAGCCAGAGGCCGAGGGAAAGGCGGAGGCCGAGCGCAAGGCGGAGGUGAGGAGCCUGCCCGCCAGAGGGUGCUCUUCGGACGAGAGCGACGACGACGCACCGGAGAUCAGCUGA
Molecule: messenger RNA, 1262 nt
Organism: Prorocentrum cordatum
Lineage: Eukaryota; Dinophyceae; Prorocentrales; Prorocentraceae
Source: the annotation of a GenBank genome assembly